AUAUCGAUUCCGAGUCAAUUAUGCGAUGGGGUAAUCCAGUUGUUGAUAACUCGGCAGUCACUGUAUGGGAUAGUCCAGUUGAUGACAACACGACAAUCACCGUAAGUGUAGCGACAGAGUAUGUCGAUUUUUUUCAAAGUGUAAACGCGAAAGCGCACGUAGAAGAAGUUAUUGUGAAUUCUGGUGUUCUGUUAACCGCUAUGGAAGAAAUGCGAAAGGAUGAAGUCACGAGUGUAAUGCUCGAAGAUCCAUAG
This is a messenger RNA of Acaulospora colombiana, 254 nucleotides long. NCBI's taxonomy places the organism in Eukaryota, Fungi, Glomeromycota, Glomeromycetes, Diversisporales, Acaulosporaceae. The record is from the annotation of a GenBank genome assembly.